Molecule: messenger RNA, 5134 nt
Organism: Lonchura striata (white-rumped munia)
Lineage: Eukaryota; Metazoa; Chordata; Aves; Passeriformes; Estrildidae
Source: RefSeq, a predicted model, not a curated record
AGUUGGGCUGCGGCUGGGUGCGCGUCAGUGCUCGGGGGUGCCCGUGGCUGGGGCAGCCGAGCCGGCGGGGCUGGGCGCAGAACGGUGAAAUGUUCCAACAUUCCAACAUUGAGGAAGCAGAAGGAGAUGGAGACUGACCCCUGACUGCCAACCUCAGGCAGCAGUCAGGGUGGCAAAACCCAGGAGAGAAGAACCCUUGCAGCCCCCAGCCCUCCAUCGCUGCCCAGAGGCAGCGGCGAGGAUGGCCCCGGGCGCGCCCGGCGGGGCGGGAGUGUGGCGGCAGACGCGGGCGCUGCUCUUCAAGAACUGCCUGCUCAAGUGCAGGACCAAGAAAAGCAGCGUGCAGGAGGUGCUUUUCCCCCUGUUUUUCCUCUUCUGGCUGAUCCUGAUGAGCAUGAUGGCUCCCCCGUGUCCCGCAGCCGCCUGCUCCAGCCUGCGCAGGAGCUGCGACUCCGUCACCUACUGGAGCUCGGGCUUCACGGCGCUGCAGGCCUGCAUCGACGCGGCCAUCAUCCAGCUGAAGACAAACCAUUCUGUUUGGGAGCAGCUGGAUCUGACCAGAGCCGUGGUGAUGGGAGAGGAUGCCGUGGUGGAAAUUGAUAAUUUCCCUCGUGCAAUCAUUUUAAUUUACCUGGUGAUUGCAUUCUCCCCCUUUGGGUAUUAUUUGGCAAUUCACAUCGUGGCAGAAAAGGAGAGGAAGCUGAAGGAGUUCUUGAAAAUUUUGGGACUCCAUGACACUGCCUUCUGGCUGUCCUGGGUGCUGCUCUACGUGAGCCUGAUUUUUGUCAUGUCCAUCCUCAUGGCCGUGAUCGCCACGGCCUCGUCCCUCUUCCCCCAGAGCAGUGCCUUUGUCAUAUUCCUCCUUUUUUUCCUCUAUGGAACCUCCUCUGUUUUCUUUGCCCUGAUGCUGACCCCUCUGUUUAAGAAGUCCAAGCACGUGGGGAUAGUGGAGUUCCUGGCAACUCUGGUUUUUGGCUUCGUGGGCCUCAACAUCGUCCUGCUGGAGGAUUUCCCCAAAUCCUUCGUGUGGAUCCUCAGCCCUUUGUGUCAGUGCAGCUUCUUGAUUGGUGUUGCUCAGGUCAUGCAUCUGGAGGAUUAUGAGGAUGGGGCAACAUUUGCAAACAUCAAUGCUGGUCCUUACCCACUCUGCAUCUCUCUGAUUCUCCUGGUGCUGGACAGCAUCUUUUACCUGCUUGUAGCUGUUUACCUUGACCAGGUGAUGCCAGGGGAGUUUGGCCUGCGCCGCACGCCCUUUUUCUUCAUGAAGCCCUCCUUUUGGUCCAAGCACAGGAAGAACUACAAGGAGCUCUACGAGAGCAGCACCAACGGCAGCCUGAGCUGCAGUGAGAUCGUGGAGCCCGUGCCUGCAGAAUUCCAGGGCAAGGAAGCCAUCAGAAUCAGCUCUGUUCAGAAAACAUUCAGGAAAAAGGGAGAAACCGUGGAGGCUCUCAGAAAUUUGUCCUUUGACAUCUACGAGGGGCAGAUCACGGCGCUGCUGGGCCACAGCGGCACCGGGAAGACGACGCUGAUGAACAUCCUCUGCGGGCUCUGCCCUCCCAGCGACGGGUUUGUCUCAGUCUAUGGGCACAGAGUGUCUGAGAUCGACGAGAUGCUGGAGGUGCGGCAGAUCACGGGAGUGUGCCCCCAGGCCGACAUCCACUUCGACAUUUUAACUGUGGAGGAGAACCUCUCCAUCUUUGCUGCCAUCAAGGGCAUCCCUCAGAACGAUUUGAUACAAGAGGUGCAGAAGGUGUUGCUGGAUUUGGAGAUGCAGCCCAUCAGGGACAAUCAAGCCAAAAAAUUAAGUAGGGGGCAGAAGAGGAGGCUGUCAGUGGGAGUUGCUGUUCUUGGGAACCCCAAGGUCCUGCUGCUGGACGAGCCCACGGCGGGGAUGGAUCCCUGCUCCCGCCACAUCGUCUGGAACCUGCUGAGGAGCAGGAAGGCCAACCGUGUGACUGUGUUCAGCACCCACUUCAUGGACGAGGCUGACAUCCUGGCUGAUCGUAAAGCUGUGAUUUCCCAAGGGAUGCUGAAAUGCCUCGGCUCUUCCCUUUUCCUCAAGAGCAAGUGGGGCAUUGGCUACCGCCUGAGCAUGCACAUCGAUGCCUACUGCAACACAGAGGCCACCACCUCUCUGAUCAGGCAGCACAUCCCUGCAGCCAGCCUGAUCCAGCAGAGCAGCGAGCAGCUCGUGUACAGCCUCCCUCUCAGGGACAUGGACAAGUUUGCAGGUUUGUUCUCGGACCUGGACACCCAUUCCCACCUGGGCGUCAUCACCUAUGGCGUGUCCAUGACCACGCUGGAGGACGUUUACCUGAAGCUGGAAGUGGAGGCAGAGAUUGAUCAAGCAGAUUACAGCGUGUUCCACUCGCAGCAAGCCCAGGAGGAGGUGGACACGAAAUCCCUGGAUGACAUGGAGCAGAGCCUGCUGAUGCUCUCUGAGGCCAAGGCACCAGCCACGAGCAACUCAGCCCUGUGGAAGAAGCAGGUUGCCACCAUAGCCAAAGUGCACUUCCUCAGCCUGAAACGGGAGAACAAAUGUGUCAGAGUUAUGUUGUUGCUUUUCCUCAUUUUCCUUGUAGUUCAGAUUUUGUUGUUUUUCAUACACCACAUCAUCAAAAAUGCUGUAGCUGCUAUCAAACUCUCCCCAGAUUUGUACUUGCUGAAGCCUGGAGAGAACUAUCACAAGUACAGGAGUCGGCUCCUGCUGCAGAACUCCACAGAGUCGGAUAUCAGUGACAUUGUGCACUCCCUGGGGAGCAUGAACAUCCUCUGGGAGAUGUUCAAUGACAGUGACUAUGUCUCAGUGGCACCUCACAGUGCAGCUCUGAAUGUCUUUGCCCUCCAGUCCAGGCAGAAUUACGUUUUCAACAUCAUAUUCAACAGCACCAUGGUGCAUUCCGUGCCAGUUCUGAUGAAUAUUGUCAGCAACCUCCUCCUGCGCAGUUUGAACGUGACUGAGAGCAUCCAGAUCUGGAGCAACCCCUUGAUUCAGGAUCUCCCAGACACAAUUUUCAGGCUGGAGAUCUAUUUUGAAGCCGUGUUACUGGGGAUCAUCAUCACGGGGAUGCCACCCUACUUCGCCAUGGACAACGCAGAAAACCACAAGAUCAAGGCUUACACCCAGCUGAAGAUUGCAGGGCUCUAUCCCUCGGCUUACUGGGCUGGCCAGGCUGUGGUGGACCUGCCUCUGUUCUUCUCCAUCCUCACCCUGAUGAUUGGCAGCCUCUUCGCCUUCCACUACGGCGUUUACUUCUACGUGGGCAAGUUCCUGGCUGUGAUUUUUUGCCUGAUUGGUUAUGUCCCCUCAGUUGUGCUCUUCACCUACGUGGUCUCCUUCACCUUCAAAAAAGUCCAGAACACGAAGGAAUUUUGGUCAUUUAUAUUUUCAGUGACAGCCUUGCUCUGCACGGUAGUCACUGAAGUGUCCUUUUUCCUGGACCAUUACCUGGUGACCACCAUCCUGCAUUAUGUCUUCUCCAUCUCCAUUCCUAUUUAUCCCCUUAUUGGCUGCCUGAUCUGUUUUAUAAAGGUCUCGUGGAAAGGCAAGAGUGUGAGUGCAGGGUACCAGGACCCCUGGGACCGGCUGCUGGUGGCAGUUCUGGCUCCCUACCUGCAGUGCGUGCUGUGGCUGUUCCUGCUGCGCUGCUUCGAGCUGAAGAACGGAGGCAGGACGGUGAGAGAAGAUCCCUUCUUCAGGAAAUGUUUCACCAAAGCCAAGCCCUGGAAGUUCCCAGAUGUGCCCCACGAGGGGAGCGAGGACGAGGACGUGAGGGCAGAGAGGCUGCGAGUCCGAGAGAUCCUGAGCAGCCCCAGGAGUGAGGAGAUGCCAGCAAUCCUGGUCAGCAGCCUGCACAAAGAGUUUGAUGAAAGGAAGGAAUUUCUUCCGGGCAGAAAAAUAAAGAAAGUGGCGACCAAACAUGUUUCCCUCUGUGUGAAGAAAGGAGAAAUCCUGGGUUUGUUGGGACCCAAUGGAGCUGGGAAAAGCACAUUAAUUAAUAUGCUUGUUGGAGAGAUUGAGCCAACCAGUGGGCAGGUUCUGAUGGGAGAUGAUUCCUUGGGGCUGAGCAGUGAGGAGGAUUCAGUGAAAUUCGUGGGGUACUGUCCUCAAACAAAUCCUCUCUGGCCAGAUAUCACAUUGCAGGAGCACUUUGAGAUUUAUGGUGCCAUCAAAGGCAUGAGCCAGUCUGAUGUUCAAGAGGUCAUCAAGCGCAUCGCCAGCGUGCUGGAUUUAAAGGACCACCUGCAGAAGACGACGAAGAAGUUGGGAAUGGGGCUGAAACGCAAGCUCUGCUUUGCCCUCAGCAUGCUGGGCAACCCGCGGGUGACGCUGCUGGACGAGCCCUCCACCGGGAUGGACCCCAAGGCCAAGCAGCACAUGUGGCGGGCGAUCCGAGCAGCCUUUAAGAACAAGGAGAGAGCAGCAAUCCUGACCACGCACUACAUGGAGGAGGCAGAUGCUGUCUGUGACCGUGUGGCCAUCCUGGUGUCAGGGCAGCUCAGGUGUAUAGGUACUGUCCAACACCUGAAGAGCAAGUUUGGCAGAGGAUACUUCUUGGAAAUGAAAUUAGGGGAAGCAGCAGAUGUGCAGCAGGUGGAGUAUCUGCAGAACCAGAUUUUGCACAUCUUCCCCAACGCCAGCCGCCAGGAAAGUUUUGCUUCUAUCUUGGCGUAUAAAAUUCCUAAAGAAGAUGUACAGUCACUUUCACAUUCUUUUUCCAAGCUGGAGGAAGUAAAACACACCUUCAACAUCGAGGAGUACAGCUUUUCUCAAGCAACACUGGAACAGGUGUUUGUGGAGCUGGCUAAAGAGCAGGAGGAGGAGGACAGCAGCUUUGGCACCCUGAACAGCAGCCUGUGGUGGGAGAGGACGCAGGAGGACCGAGUCAUUUUCUGAGCUCCUCGUGCUCCUGUGGGUGCCAGCACCAAUCCUCCCUCUGCUCCUGGAGCUGGGGUGGGCAAGGCCAGCUGGGUUUGGGGGCCCUGAGCGUGUCCCAUCGUCCUGGCCUUGGAAAUAACGCCGCAGGAGCCGUGAGCAUCCCACUGCUCCUCUGGCUGACCCUGAAUCCUCCUCCCCUCGCUGCCCCCGGGUUCUGCUGGGCAGGAGGGCACUGCCACAGCAUCUCCUGGGGCU